Gadus morhua (Atlantic cod) is the source of this 2076-nucleotide messenger RNA. RefSeq names its product potassium voltage-gated channel subfamily A member 7-like. The coding region runs from base 274 to 1788 and encodes 504 amino acids. Lineage: Eukaryota; Metazoa; Chordata; Actinopteri; Gadiformes; Gadidae. Gene Ontology annotation, biological process: action potential; potassium ion transmembrane transport; protein homooligomerization. The transcript is spliced from 3 exons. Gene Ontology annotation, molecular function: delayed rectifier potassium channel activity; protein binding. Gene Ontology annotation, cellular component: membrane; voltage-gated potassium channel complex. The record is from RefSeq and is a predicted model, not a curated record.
UUUAGAUUGAAUUUCAACAAGACAGCAUUCUCAAAUAUUUUUCAAGACAUACGUGAUACAGAGAGCCAAAGAGCAGCGCUGGGAGAAGAGAGUCUUCGGGACGUACAACAUGAUGACAGACUGACAGAGAGAAAGGACGACAGCCCUGCAGCAAACAGCACAAUGUGCCUCGUCUGCCGGACGUCUGAGUGCAAACUUCCUGUGUAGCUAAACCCAGGGGUUCAAAAGAAGAAGGGGAACGGAGCGAGGAGACCCUCCCAGAGCUCGGACAGCAUGGAGAACAGCGAGAGGGGGGAUGAAGGAGGGGGUCCGGACCCAGGAGGAGCUGCUAAAGACAGCGAGGCGGAGAAGCACAAGCAGCUGAAGGAGAAGCUCAACAGCCAGGAGAAGGGCGAGCAGGAGAUCACAGUGUGCCAGAAGGAGAGGAGCUCUCCUGGCUCUGUGUGGCGCAGUGGCUUGACGCUGAGCGAGAGGUUGGCCAUCAACGUGUCGGGGAUGCGCUACGAGACCCAGCUACGGACUCUCGCCCAGUUCCCCGACUCGCUGCUGGGAGAUCCCCGCCGCCGCCUGCCCUACUUCGACCCGCUGCGCAACGAGCUCUUCCUGGACCGCAACCGCUCCUGCUUCGACGCGAUCCUCUACUUCUACCAGUCGGGAGGGCGGCUCCGCCGGCCCGCCAACGUGCCUCUGGACAUCUUCCUGGAAGAGGUGAGGUUCUACGAGCUGGGAGAGGAGGUCGUGAUCCGGUUCAAGGCGGACGAGGGCUUCCCCCGGGUGGUUGAGAGGCCCCUGCCCGCCACCCGCAUCCAGAGGAGGCUCUGGAUGCUGUUUGAGCACCCAGAGUCGUCCUCGGGGGCGCGCAUCAUUGCCAUCGUUAGCGUGCUGGUGAUUGUGGUGUCCAUCCUCAUCUUCUGCCUGGAGACGCUGCCGGAAUUUAGGAACGAGAAGGAGGCGAGGGAGGAAUACUUCUACAAGUACCACACUCUACCAAAGAACAUCUCAGAGAGCAUGCCCCUGCCCUCGAGCGCGUUCCACGACCCCUUUUUCCUGGUGGAGUCAAUGUGCAUCUGCUGGUUCUCCUUCGAGCUCCUCAUGCGCUUCGCCUCCGCACCCAGCAAGACGCUCUUCUUCAAGGACGUGAUGAACAUCAUCGACUUCAGCGCCAUCCUGCCCUACUUUGUCACCCUGUGCACGGAGCUGGCCAAGGACAACGACGCGACGCCCGCGGGCUCGCUGGCCAUCAUCAGGGUCAUCCGUCUGGUACGGGUCUUCAGGAUCUUCAAGCUUUCCCGGCACUCCAAGGGUCUCCAGAUCCUUGGCCAGACCCUCCGGGCUAGCAUGAGAGAGCUGGGCCUGCUCAUCUUCUUCCUCUUCAUCGGAGUGAUCAUUUUCUCCAGCGCCAUCUACUUCGCCGAGGCCGACUACGCCGAGACCACCUUCGUCAGCAUCCCGCACGCCUUUUGGUGGGCGGUGGUCACCAUGACGACCGUGGGCUACGGGGACAUGACCCCCGUGACGAUGUGGGGCAAGCUGGUGGGCUCAAUGUGCGCCAUCGCCGGCGUGCUCACCAUCUCGCUGCCAGUGCCCGUGAUCGUGUCCAACUUCAGCUACUUCUACCACCGCGAGACAGAGUCCGAAGACAACACAGAGUACAACCACAUCAGCCCCUCUCCAUGGGAGGGGGAGGAGGAAGAGCUGGAGGAGCCCAGGGAAGAGGAAGGAGACUACCACGGCAUGGAGGCCAUCUGUCAGGGGAACGCCGGUGAGCCACUAGCAAAUCAAGUCUGAGUUACAGGGUUACCCACAAUGCAUCAGGCAUGGCCAGCUACAGAAAAGCUAACAGGAUGAGGAGAAGGAGACUGACAUGUAUCCAGACUCCAAGACUUUUUACUUUUGCAUGCAUGGCUCAAAAAUGGAUGGCCAUUGAAAAGAGACUUCAAAUAAACUGUCGGAUAAGAGUUCCUCUUUUGAAUAAAUGUGAAUAAAUCGGUUGCAGUAAAUUGGGAAAUUGAAGGACAAAUACACUACUAAAUAGUGCGUGUGAUUGUAGGUGUGUGAGUGUGUGUGAAACCAAAA